Messenger RNA from Verticillium nonalfalfae, 1563 nucleotides. RefSeq lists its product as uncharacterized. The coding region runs from base 1 to 1563 and encodes 520 amino acids. Lineage: Eukaryota; Fungi; Ascomycota; Sordariomycetes; Glomerellales; Plectosphaerellaceae. The transcript is spliced from 2 exons. The record is from RefSeq and is a predicted model, not a curated record.
AUGAGCCGAUAUCCUUCUUCGACAACACCCAGCAUCCAGCAACAUACUCCCCCGGGGACAGCCAAGAUGUACUGGGGCACUCCAUAUGAUAUGGGGACGGCGCCUUCGAGCCAAGCAGCUUCGCCGCUGACCAUGCAGCCGCCUACCACUGAUGGUCAGUUCGAGAUGGGCUACAUUCUUUCCGAGUCGUCACAGAGCCACCACCACCACCACAAGGAGGAUAUCCCUGAGCCGCCGGAGCCUUACUUCGGAUCCUUUGGGGUCUCCUCGACCGAACCAGAGCAGGUCACUGCGCCGGCGCAACAGAUGCAUCACCACCCUUACUACCUACCCCAUAACAUGGGGCAACAGCAGCAACACAUGAACACAACACUAGCGCCAAGCAUACUCGCUGUCAAGCCCGAACAGGAGAUGGACAUGGAUAUGCAGCACCACAACAUGCAUCGCCACAUCAUGCCGUCCCCCGACGCACCAAGCCUCAACCAGACGCAACUGAACCACUAUCGAUCGCCGCAAUACAGAAGCCCGAGCAACGAAGACUUGCGCAUGAUACACAAUGGGGGCUACACGCUACCACCUAACACGAGCGGAACCCAAGUAAGGCGGGGUCAGCCGGCCCCUCCCCGUGUUGCGAAACGAACUCGCAUACGAGGUCGUCAGCCGCCGCACUCGACCGGCGGACGGGAAGGAACAAGGGAGAAGGACGCUUCUCGGAGCAUCGCCUUCCCCCCUAGCCACGGCAACUCUGAGCCUUUGGAUUUCAAGGAAGGCAUGCCUGACACGGACAAGUUUCUUUUCGAGCUGCGCGCCAAAUACAGCGACAACAAGGGUAAGGGGAUGUGGGACCCCAUUACACGGGAAUACAACGAGAGAUUCAAGACGCAGUUUGAUCGGGCCGCGCUCCAAAUGAAAGUCUCAAGAGCAAAGUCCAAGUGGAUACAGUGGCAUGAAAAGGAUGACACGAUUCUUGUGGAAGCGGCCAGACAAGUCGAACAACAGUACUAUCGACAGGUGCACCUGAAAUUUAAAGAACUUGGAGGCAAUCCUCAAGCAGACUUUAAUGUUGGCAAUAUUGAGAUGCGCAUGGUCGAGCUUGGCCUCUCACACGUUUGGAUGGACGCCUGGAAAGGGGACGUCAAGUUGAGCACCCGCCGAAGGCGCAAACUUAACGAGCGCCAACGCAGCACAGCGACUCCACGCGACGACGACCGCGGACGUCAACAACUACCCUCAGCUACUCCUUCCUCUUUUAUUCACGAUUACUCGGUUCGAGACGACUUGCCAAACAGCGCGAGCUCCUUUGCUACCAUUGACCUCAGCCCUGGAGAACGCGAGCAGGUGCUCAAUGAUAUCGACACGCGAGCAUAUAAAGUGGAGGCCGAGUCACCCCAAACUUUUGAUACCGACGACGAUUCAAUGGGCAUGGGACAGUCCGCUGAAAUCCAACAGGGCCGACGAGCCGCGAAGCAGGCAUGCGGCGACAUGAUUUGCAACAGCGGUGGUAACAGCAGGGCGCCCACAGGCUCGCCACAGAGUCGUGGUGGCAGAGGGAUGCGUGCCUAA